UCUUGCCAACUUUCAUUAAACCCUCCUAGAUGAAAAAAGAUUCUGAUGAUCCAACAUAAAUCGACCCAUAUAUGCUGAGUAAUGAAGUGCGUCUAGAAUUAAAAGAAUUGAAUCGGAGAGAUCGGUGGAAUUAAAAGUGGGGAAAAGGGUAAGAAUGGAAAAAAGGAAAGUUGCAUGAGAAACUCUGAAAUAGAGAGCGAGACAAUAGGACGCUUGGCGUGAUGGCGCAACCAUUUAUUACCAAAUGUUGCCCUUCAUAAAAACCCGCACUCCAAACCCUUCUGCUUUUGGCAAACAGACAACAAGCACCUCCACACCGGCCGAGACACAGACACAGAGAGGGAGGCUUUUCAAUGGCGAGACAACUAUUUAGACUAUAAGAGAGUAGUCUUUUCUUUAUUCAAAGCAAGGUCUUUUUCUUUAGAGAGAGAGAGAGGGAUAUAACAAAAUGAGGAAUAGCAACAAAAAAUGGUGUGCAUGUUGGUAUUCUUCGUCGUCGACGACGCUCUUGUUGUUCAUGGUUCCGUUGGUUGUGAUUUCUGGAUUGGUUUGUGUAUUGGGUCCCAAUACUACCUCUAAUUGGGGUUUUAUGUCUAAUAAUAAGUACGGUGGCCUUCCCUGGCUGUUGAACUUGAACUCAACCGCAACUGGGGGCUCUUCUUCUUCUUCUUCUGAUAUUUCUAUUUCUAAUAAUUUGAUUUUGAAUAAUAAUAGUCGUAGUAGUAGUAGUAUUGAUGAUAAUAAUCCAGUUUCUCCUCCGAGUGAAGGGGUUUUGGAUUUGAGGUCAACCAUGGUGGUAGUGGAUGCAGACAGGGAAGAAGCUAUUUCGGAUGAAUAUUCUGUCUUAAAUCGGUCGUCUUCUUCCUCUCUCGCAACACAAGCUGUCCCGGAGGUUCAACUACUUAAUGGGAGCAAACAAGAAGAUAGCUUCAAUGUGUCCAUAAAUGAUUCUCUUAUAGUGGUGCCUAUUGUGAAUGAAUCUCAUUCUCCUUCCACAAAUGCUAGAAGACAAAGACUAGAGCUAAUAGAAAGCCAUCUAAUAAAAGCUCGAGCUGCCAUUAAAGAAGCUAAAUUUGGUAACCAAACCGGGGAUCCUGACUUCAUUCCAGUUGGUCCCAUGUAUUGGAAUUCCAAAGCCUUUCACAGGAGCUACUUAGAAAUGGAAAGACAAUUCAAGAUUUUUGUCUAUGAAGAAGGAGAGCCUCCAAUAUUUCACAAUGGCCCUUGCAAAAGUAUAUACUCCAUGGAAGGAAAUUUCAUUCACGAGAUUGAGAUGAAUAGCCAUUUCAGAACCAGAGAUCCUGACAAAGCUCACGUUUUUUUCCUCCCUUUUAGUGUGACAAUGAUGGUCCGUUAUGUAUAUGUUCGAGACUCCCACGAUUUCCGUCCCAUUAGGCAGACAGUAAUAGACUAUAUCAAUGUUGUGUCUGGAAAAUAUCCAUUUUGGAAUCGAAGCCUUGGAGCUGAUCAUUUUAUGCUUGCCUGUCAUGAUUGGGGUCCAGAGACUUCCUCUUCUGUUCUUAAUCUGAAAAAGAACUCCAUUAGAGUUUUAUGCAAUGCAAAUACCUCUGAAGGUUUUAAUCCCUCCAAGGACGUUUCAUUCCCAGAGAUAAAUCUUUUAACAGGGGGAACAAAUGGAUUGCUUGGAGGACCAUCUGCAUCCCAUCGUCCCGUACUUGCUUUCUUUGCUGGUGGACUCCAUGGACCAAUCAGACCUAUACUUCUAGAGCACUGGGAAAACAAAGAUGAAGAUAUCAAAGUGCAACAGUACCUACCCAAAGGCGUUUCCUACUACGACAUGAUGAGAAAGAGUAAAUACUGCAUUUGUCCCAGUGGUUAUGAAGUUGCCAGUCCAAGAGUUGUGGAGGCAAUCUACACCGGCUGCGUUCCGGUGCUGAUAUCGGACCACUAUGUGCCGCCGUUUAGCGAUGUCUUGAAGUGGAAAUCGUUCUCGGUGGAAGUUGCAGUGAAAGACAUUCCAAAUUUGAAGAGAAUACUGAUGGAUAUAUCACCAAGGCAGUAUAUAAGAAUGCAGAGGAGAGUGAUUCAGGUAAGGAAACAUUUUGUGGUUAAUUCCCCACCUCAGAGAUUUGAUGUGUUUCAUAUGAUCCUCCAUUCUAUCUGGCUAAGAAGACUGAAUGUGCGAGUCCAUGAUGAUCAGUGAAGCAGGGGAUCAAGGGGAUUAUAAUUAUAUAUGUAUUAUUAUUAUUAUUUUCUGAUUUCGGGUUUAUAUACAGUCAGAUUAAUAAAGAAAUUGUGUUCAUGUAUUGGAAAAUUGAUGUAAAUUUGGUGGGGGCAGUCGUUUUGUAUCAAGUGUUUGGUAUUUUUUAAUUUUUUUAUAUAGCAUGGUGGAGAGCUGGAGAUGCAGAGGCAGGGCAUUGUAAUUGAGUAAUUCCUAUUUCAAAUUGACCUUUCCUAUCUUCUAAUCGAGAUAUAUAAGUUUGAUGGAACA
This is a messenger RNA of Ziziphus jujuba (common jujube), 2452 nucleotides long. Its product is annotated as probable glycosyltransferase At5g03795. Gene Ontology annotation, molecular function: glycosyltransferase activity. The transcript is spliced from 4 exons. NCBI's taxonomy places the organism in Eukaryota, Viridiplantae, Streptophyta, Magnoliopsida, Rosales, Rhamnaceae. The coding region runs from base 449 to 2164 and encodes 571 amino acids. The record is from RefSeq and is a predicted model, not a curated record.